UAAUUCGCUCAGAAUUUUUUAAAAACCCCACUUUCAGAAUCUAGUAGCUCUGUUCGGUUUUGUUGUUUCUGUUUUUUAAGCAUCAUAAUGUAAUCCUCAGCAUCCAUAGACGGGGUUUACUUACUGGGAUCGAAGCUAUCCCUUCAGUAUACAGUGUUCUCCGAUUCGUCGACAGUCUGAUAUAUUUUUUUAACUUCUUUUUGGAAUUUUGGUUAUUCGCCCUGUCUCUUCCACAUCGAUAACCAAACAAACUAAAUUGUGAGCGUAUUUUACUACGGAACCACGGAACCGAAAUGAUCGGCGAACUUCGCGUAUCACGUGCGGAUACCUCAUCCUCGACAUCGUGUUCCUCUACCGCUACAUCGUCCUUGAAUGUGUCCCUCCAGCCGAAACGAUGCAUCAGCUACAUGACGAUGCAAACGCUGCACGAUAUGCGGCUCAGCGAAACGCUUUGCGAUGCAUCCAUCGUCCUGCCAGAUAAUGGUCACGAGUUUCGCAUACAUCGUGUCAUUGUGGGAUCGUGCAGUGAAUAUUUCCGUAUCCUGUUUACGACGUCCGUGCCGAGCGAGAAGUACCAGCUGGAGAUACCGGGCAUACCUAGCUCCGUAAUGGAGCAAAUCAUCCGGUACGCAUAUUUGCGCGAGUGUGAUCUUACUGAGGAUACCGUGUUCGAUGUGUACGCAGCGGCCGACUUUCUGCUCAUGACUAGUCUUACGGAGCACUGUUCCGUGUACAUACUGGACCGGUUACGUCUGGACAACUGCGUAACUAUAAUGCUGUUCGGCAGACAACGUGCAUCAAAAACACUACAUGAUUCGGCACGAAUGUUUAUACUGAAAAACUUCCCACAGCUUUCCCAAACUCGGACUAAAGAAAAUGAACUACUGCAGCUCGACGUGGACGAUAUCUGCCAGCUGCUGGCAGAUGAUCUUUUGAAUGUGCGCGAUGAAGAUACGGCGUGGGAAUUUGUUAUACGUUGGAUCGAUCAUGAUCCUUCCAAGCGCAGCAAGCACAUCUACCGACUGAUGGGCACGGUUCGCUUUGGGCUGUUAAACACGGAGUAUUUCCUUGAUAAGGUGAAAGAAAACCAGUAUGUGCUUGGGAGCGAUGAAACGAAACCACUGGUGAUUGAAGCAUUAACGUUUUUGUACGAUCUGGAAAUGAUCAGUACCAAAGCUAUGAAAGAGAUGAAAACACCUGCAAUCGCGACGCCACGAUUACCGCACGAUGUAAUAUUUACCGUCGGCGGUUGGGGUGAGGGUCAAUCGCAGUCCAUCAUCGAAACGUAUGACACGAGAGCCGAUCGUUGGAUAAAGGUACCCAGUGAAGAUCCGGCAGGACCAAGGGCAUACUACGGAGCUGCUUACAUCGGGCAUCAUCUCUACUUUGUUGGAGGCUAUGACGGAGUGGAACAUUUCAACACUUGUCGUCGGUUCGACAUGGUGUUGAAGGACUGGCAGGAGAUUGCACCAAUGCACUGUAAACGGUGUUACGUCAGUGUGGUAGCCUUGGAUGGUAUGAUUUACGCGAUGGGAGGUUACAAUGGUUCCAAUCGGCACAACUCGGUGGAACGCUACGAUCCACAGACAAACCAAUGGACGAUGAUCGCGCCAAUGGGUUCUUUACGGUCUGAUGCUGACGCCUGCACACUUAAUGGUAUGAUCUACAUUGCCGGUGGGUUUAACGGACAUGAGUGUCUUAACACCGCGGAAAUGUAUGAUCCGCAAUCGAACAGCUGGUCACCGUUGCCCCCUAUGUUGCACCGCCGAUCCGGCGUAUCCUGUACCGCACUCGGUGGAUCAGUGUAUGUGGUUGGAGGUUUCAAUGGGCUUAUCCGGUUAAAUAGUUGUGAACGGUUCGAUCUGGCUACGAGACGCUGGACGGCUUGCAAGGAGAUGUACCACCAACGGAGCAACUUUGGACUGGAAGUUAUCGAUGAUAUGCUGUUCGCGAUCGGAGGCUAUGACGGUGUGAGUGCGAUCGCGUACGUUGAAUGCUACUGUCCGGACACAAACGAAUGGCUCGAAGCAACUGAUCUGAGCAUGAUGCGAUCCGCAUUCCGUGCUGUGACCGUAACCGGACUACCGAACAUCAAGGAUUACGUGCAUUCGAACAAGGAAAAUUUAAUCAACGAAAUGAAUGAGCACCGACACGGUAAUGCGCGUAAUAGUGCCGUAGUAGCUUCUACGUCCACUAGCGACGUCGAGGAUGAACUAGACUAAGCAUCCGGAACACACACUCACAUCAGCCCAAGGGUUUGGUUCGUCACGGAAACAUACCACAGCGCGAAACCGAAGGACGAUCAUGCGUGGCAAAGUUGUUCAAAUCAAUCGUUACAAAAGUUACGCAAAGUGAAUUGUUUUACAUUCGCCUGCGUGUACAGUGGACGAAAUUGUUUGUGACGUGGAAGGUAUGGAUUAUCAUUAUUUUAGAAGAGUUUCAGAAACACCGCAUCUUUUGUAUGUUUUGAUGGAAAUUUAAAUUUUACACCGUGAAA
Anopheles funestus (African malaria mosquito) is the source of this 2497-nucleotide messenger RNA. RefSeq names its product kelch-like protein 10 (gene klhl10). Lineage: Eukaryota; Metazoa; Arthropoda; Insecta; Diptera; Culicidae. Bases 294 to 2222 code for a protein of 642 amino acids. The record is from RefSeq and is a predicted model, not a curated record. The transcript has 6 exons. Gene Ontology annotation, molecular function: protein binding.